This is a messenger RNA of Trifolium pratense (red clover), 1589 nucleotides long. RefSeq names its product putative glutamine amidotransferase GAT1_2.1. NCBI's taxonomy places the organism in Eukaryota, Viridiplantae, Streptophyta, Magnoliopsida, Fabales, Fabaceae. Gene Ontology annotation, cellular component: cytosol. The coding region runs from base 479 to 1354 and encodes 291 amino acids. The record is from RefSeq and is a predicted model, not a curated record. The transcript has 3 exons. Gene Ontology annotation, molecular function: hydrolase activity, acting on carbon-nitrogen (but not peptide) bonds, in linear amides.
ACUUGUGAUGUGAAUCCAAACAAUCCAUUUUAAAUUUGGUUCUUUUUUUUAAAAUAGUUGAUUGUAAAAAACAAUAUCUUACUAUUAAUUUCAUUUUAACUUCACAGUAUAUGAAAUUUAUUGCCACUAAAUCCUAAGCAGUAAUAUACUGAACUUCACAGGUGAGUAUCAUCUGGAUCUCAUUGUAAGAUAUGGAGCUGUUCCAAUCAUUGUCCCAAGAGUGAGUGGAAUUCACACUCUCUUAGAUAGCUUUGAGCCAAUCCAUGGAGUUCUUCUUUGUGAAGGUGAGGACAUUGAUCCCUCUCAUUAUGAUGAUGCAGACCUGUGUGGACUUACACCUGAAGAGCUUGAGCAAAUUAGGCAACUUCACCCAAGUGAUGCCACCAUUGAUAAAGAGAAAGACUCCAUUGAGCUAAGACUUGCAAAGCUCUGCCUUGAAAGAAAUAUACCUUAUUUGGGUAUAUGCAGGGGAUCUCAAAUGCUUAAUGUUUCAUGUGGAGGCAAACUUUACCAAGAUAUAGAGAAAGAGCUAUUGCAGAAAAACCAUGAUGGGUUUCAAAGAGUAGUUCACAUGGACUAUGGAAACUAUGACGGACAUCGUCAUUUGAUAAAUGUAAUGGCAAACACGCCUUUGCAUGAUUGGUUUAAUGACUCUUUUGUGGAUGACAAAAUGGAGAUCAUGGUGAAUAGUUACCAUCAUCAAGGUGUUAAGAUACUGGCAGAGAGAUUUGUUCCAAUGGCAUUUUCUCCAGAUGGUUUGAUCGAAGGCUUUUAUGAUCCAAAUAAUUAUAAUCCUGAAGAUGGUAAGUUUAUUAUGGGACUUCAAUUUCAUCCGGAGAGAAUGAGGAACCAUGACAGUGAUGAAUUUGAUUAUCCGGGAUGUAGUAAGGCUUAUCAGGAAUUUGUGACGGCUGUAAUAGCUUAUGAGAAAAAACUUAGCAGCUCAAUGCUUGUCCCGAAGUCCCCAAAGCUAAAUGAGGAGCUGGAGCAAAAGAGAAAACUCAUUCUGAGAAGCUUUUCAAUGGCUAGAGACAUUUACAAGUCUGAUUCUCAUAUGGUGGCAAACCGAAAUCCUGAACUUGAAGCAGGAGCAGACUUUCUACAGGCAAAUACAGCAUUGAGUUUGCAGCAGGAGAAUAGGCUAAAGCAGGUUGGUGCAACAAUUAGAAACGGUGCAAGUUACUCACACAAGAUGAAAUUGAAUCAGAUGAGGGAGAAGGCUGCUAGGAAUAUGAUGUCAAAUAUGUCUGUGGAACAGUUAACGGAUUUGGUGUCUUUCUACGGAUUAAUGCAUCAGAUAUGUUCUGAGACAAUUGACAGAAAGAUGCAUGAACUAGUCGUAGAAGAAAGUUGAUUUCCUUGAUAGUAAAAUGGUAGAAUUAUAGGUGUGCAGAAAAUUUUGACAUAUGUGUUUGCUUUGUUUUUUUCUCCCUUUCAAAUUUGAAGGAAACAAUAUUAUACUUUUGUUUUAUUUCAUUUAGUGAAAUGCUGGUGUUUUUUUUUUUCUUUCUCUCCUGUCAUUUUCUUGAUGGAGGACCGGCAUUUCGCUUGAGAAUUAGAAAUAGACUUUCGGCCUAAUGCCUCUUUGU